Saccostrea echinata is the source of this 1854-nucleotide messenger RNA. RefSeq lists its product as uncharacterized. The coding region runs from base 67 to 1662 and encodes 531 amino acids. The transcript is spliced from 6 exons. The record is from RefSeq and is a predicted model, not a curated record. Lineage: Eukaryota; Metazoa; Mollusca; Bivalvia; Ostreida; Ostreidae.
GUUUACAAAUGGCGCGCUCCUGGGGUAUUUAAGAUAACUAAAAUUGAUGCAUGUCAUCACGCUAAAAUGGGAUCUGGUUCGAGUCGAUCAAGUCAGGUGCACUCUUUUCAAGUGGAACAAGGCAAUAAGGAGGACGAUGAUGUUCGGCCAAAAACUGGAAGGGAAACAAAACGAGUUUGCUCUCUCUCAGCUCAGCACCGUCCAUCUGUCCAGAUAAAGAGAAGCCAGUCUAUGAGCAGUACAGUCUCACCAAGAGUGGCACCAUCUAUACAUAAACAAAAAUCGGAGGAGGAGACUACAAGUGAUGUCAAAGUUAAUAUUGAUGAUAAAGAAAGACAGCUAUUUGAAGCUCAAGAAAAGAUGACAGUUUUACAAAAACAGCUCACAGAGACAGAGAGCCAGAACUUGGACCUCCAGGAGAGGGUGGAGGUUUUGGAGGAGCGCCUCGAGUACCUCAACUCAUGUCAUCAGAUUCAGGAAGAACCAGAGGGCUACCAGGAAACAAUCAAAGCCAAGAACCAGUUUAUAGAAAAACUGGAGAAAGAACAGAAACAACAAACACAGGAGUUUAAUAAGACUAAAAUUCGCUACAAGAAGAGAAUAAAAGCUUUGACCACACAACUGAAUGAAGCCAAACAGGAGACUUCCAUACAAUUGUUUGAACUUAAAGAUGAAAUCACCAGACUACAGGAGAAAAACAAAGAGUUGGAAGACUCACUUGAAAGAGCUGGACCACAAGGAAAGACUAACACACCUGAUGUGGGCAAAAUGCAAAUUGUGUUGGAACUGUCCAAUCAAAUCUCAGAACAGACAGACGAAAUCUCAAGACUAAAGAAAGAAGUGAAAGUGAAGGAAUCAAUAAUUGACCGUCUUGGUGGAACCAAAAAUUUGGAGGAAGAAUAUAGUAAGGACAAAGAGGACAUGAAAAAUCUGAAAAAGUUAUCACAAGGACUGAAUCAGUUACAUAGUGAGAGUGAAGGUCUCAGGGAUUCUGAGGAGGAUGAUAGAGGUGUGUCUGGUGCUAGCCGAGACUCAGGGCUGGGGUCUGCUGGUAAAAACAAGGACAGGCGGAAAGACAAGUCAGGUAUCCCUGUACUAUCAGAUUCAGACUGGGAGUCAGAUGACCUUCCAGAUGAACUUGGUCCCUGCAAAAUAAAAAGUGCUCCCCCAGAGACUCAGGCCUUGAGAGCUGCCUCAAGAUUGGCCGCCAUGGAGGGUAAUGACACAGGAUAUCCCACCCGACAGGCAUCAAGAGAAAGCAACGAUUCCAGGCUUCCAUCGCGCUUAGCCUCAAGGGAAAGCAUUGGUUCAAGACUGCCCUCUAGAUUAGCCUCCAGAGAGAGCCAGUUCAGUAGUAAGACUUUAAUGGAAAAUGAUGAGGAUCAAAUAUCUGUUGAUGAUAUGACGUCUUAUAAAGGGUCACAUAAAAUGAGGAAGAAAUCCUCGUUUACAUCUAAAAUCAGACGGGAACAUGAUACAUCCCUAAGAACACCCAUCCCGAGUGUAGCAUUUGAGGAGGAAAAAAAUAUUAAUGAUAUUCCAAUGUAUCCCAGUAGCUCCAGUAAGAGGUAUUCCAGAAAGAAGAAGAGCUCCUUCUUCUUGACUCAGACAGGAAAUUCUCCUGCAGGAAGUGACAUCAGUGAGCAGAUAUCUGUAGGUUGAGACCUUGAUGUUUACAGAUAUCUGUAGGUUGAGACCUUGAUGUUUACAGAUAUCUGUAGGAUGGGACCUUAGUGUUUAUGGAUAUCUUAAGGAUGAGACCUUGAAGUUUACAAAUGUCUGUUGGAUGAAACUUUGGUGUUAACAACUUUAACCUAAAAAGCUGAUGAAUAAAAGGGCCCUUGUUAAACUUUA